Gavialis gangeticus (Gharial) is the source of this 7721-nucleotide messenger RNA. It is a transcript of the gene MRC2, whose product is annotated as mannose receptor C type 2. The coding region runs from base 227 to 4657 and encodes 1476 amino acids. Lineage: Eukaryota; Metazoa; Chordata; Crocodylia; Gavialidae. The record is from RefSeq and is a predicted model, not a curated record. The transcript has 30 exons. Gene Ontology annotation, molecular function: signaling receptor activity.
UCAAGCUGUCCUUCCUUCCCCCCCCCCUCCCUCCUCCAGCCCAGUCCCUGCAUCCUCCUCCCGGCCUGAGCGAGAGCAACAGGGGAGAAAACAGUCAGUUAACCCACCAAGGCUGCAAGGACAGGAGGGAAGAGAGACAGGAGAGGGGGCGGGGAGGUAGGGGGCAGAGAAAAAAACCCAGCCUCCAUCCCAAAAAAAGCCCCCUUCGGCUACUCCAUCCCCGGGCAUGAAACUCUUGAAUCCCGCCUGCUCUCUAUGGCCACGGCUGCUGCGCUGCACUUUGUGCUUCUUGAGCCUGGAUGCGGGACUCAGCGCUGCUCGCUCAGAUUCCAAGGUGUUCCUGAUCUACAAUACUGGCCUGUCAGGCUGCCUGGAAACCAAGGACUCCCUGGUGAAGAUCUCUAAAGCCUGUAACACCAGCACCCCAGCACAGCAGUGGAAAUGGGUCUCCCGGAGCCGACUCUUCAAUGUUGGGGCCAUGCAGUGCCUGGGAGUCUCCUGGCAGGGUGUCAACGCUACCAUGAGCAUGCAGUCACUAGCCACAUAUGAGUGUGACCGUGAGUCCAUCAACAUGAGGUGGAACUGCCGGAGCCUGGGGGAGCAGCUAUCUCAGUAUCUGAGCACCAGGAUAGGGAACUCUUCCCUGGUGCUUGCUGAGAGAGGAGAUCAGGCACGCGGAGCACAGUGGAGAACCUAUGGCACUGAUGAAGAUCUGUGCUCUGUACCGUACUCAGAAAUUUACACCAUUCAAGGCAAUUCCCAUGGGAAGCCAUGCACCAUCCCGUUCAAGUAUGAUAAUCAGUGGUUCUAUGAAUGCACCAGCACAGGGCGCGAGGACGGGCAUCUUUGGUGUGCUACCACACAAGAUUAUGGCAAGGAUGAAAUAUGGGGCUUCUGUCCCAUUAAGAGCAAUGACUGUGAGACCUUUUGGGACAAGGACCACCUGACCAACAGUUGCUACCAGUUUAACUUCCAGUCAACCCUGUCAUGGCGGGAGGCCUGGAACAGCUGUGAGCAGCAGGGAGCCAACCUGCUGAGCAUCACAGAGAUCCAUGAACAGACCUAUAUCAACGGACUGCUGACAGGAUAUAGUUCUACCCUUUGGAUUGGGCUCAAUGACUUGGAUAUCAAUGGGGGCUGGCAGUGGUCAGACAACUCGCCACUGAAAUACCUUAACUGGGAGAACGAUCAGCCUGACAACCCUAGCGAGGAGAACUGCGGGGUGAUCCGGACGGAGUCAUCGGGGGGAUGGCAGAACCGGGACUGUAGUAUUGCUCUGCCUUAUGCCUGCAAGAAGAAACCCAACGCCACUGCAGAUCCAUUCACUACAGAUUCCUGGUCAGAGGUGAAGGUAGACUGUGAGCCCAGCUGGCAGCCCUUCCAGUCCAACUGCUACCGCCUGAUUGGUGAGAAGAAGAGCUGGCAAGAUGCAAAAAAGACCUGCCUAAGAAGCGGUGGGGACCUGGUGAGCAUCCACACUCUCUCCGAGCUGGAAUUCGUCACCAAGCAGAUCAAACAAGAUGUUGAGGAGCUUUGGAUUGGCCUGAAUGAUCUCAAGCUGCAGAUGAAUUUUGAGUGGUCGGAUGGGAUGCCAGUAAGGUUCACAUACUGGCACCCAUUUGAGCCAAACAACUUCCGAGACAGCCUGGAAGACUGCGUGACCAUCUGGGGACCGGAAGGGAGGUGGAAUGACAGCCCGUGUAACCAGACCCUGCCCUCCAUCUGUAAGAAGCCAGGCCGGGUGAAUCAGGAGAAAGAGGAGGAGGACCACGGCUGCAGAAAGGGCUGGAAAUGGCACAGCCCAUCCUGCUAUUGGUUGGGAGAAGACCACGUAACAUACAGCGAGGCUCGGAAGAUGUGCUCUGACUAUGGGGCCACUCUGGUCACCAUCACCAACAGGUUUGAGCAGGCGUAUGUAAGCAGCCUCAUCUAUGUCUGGGAAAAUGAGUAUUUCUGGACGGCGCUGCAGGACAUCAAUGAGACAGGCUCUUUCCGCUGGCUGAGUGGUGAUGAGGUCAUGUACACCCACUGGAACCGCGACCAGCCUGGUUACAACAAAGGUGGUUGCGUUGCCUUGGCCACUGGGAGCUCCAUGGGGCUGUGGGAGGUAAAGAACUGCAGCACGUUCAAGGCCAAGUACAUCUGCAGGCAGAACUUGGGCACCCCAGUGAACCCCGACUUACCGGCCUCGUACCCCACACCCAGCUUCACUGGGUCCUGCCCUCAGGGAUGGAGUUCAGACCCCAAGCUCCGACACUGCUACAAGGUGUUUCACUUUGACAAGCUGCAAGACAAAAAGACCUGGAUCAUGUCUCAACUGUUUUGCCGUGAGCUUGGGGCACAGCUGCUCAGCUUGGGCAGCUAUGAGGAAGAACAUUUCAUAGCCAACACGCUCAACAAGAUUUUUGGUGAAUCAGAACCAGAAAUCCAUGAGCAGCACUGGUUCUGGAUUGGCUUGAAUCGGCGGGACCCCACCAGCGACAGGAGCUGGCGAUGGAGUGAUGGCCUUGGGUUUUAUUACCACAACUUCGAUCGCAGUAACCAUGAUGAUGAUGACAUCCGUAACUGUGUGGUGUUGGACCUGGCAUCCUUGCAGUGGAUGCCCAUGCAGUGUGAGUCUCAGCUAGAUUGGAUCUGCAAAGUACCCAAAGGUGCUGACGUGAAGGAACCAGAGAUCACCACGCAGGGGAGCAAAGAGUGGAUUAAAUACCAGGAUGAAGAAUACAAAUUCUUUGAGCAUCACUCAAGCUGGGUGCAGGCCCAGCGCAUCUGCACCUGGUUCCAAGCAGAGCUGGUGUCUGUUCACAACCGAGCAGAGCUGGAUUUUUUGGGCCAGAAUCUGAAGAAGUUCUCCAGGGGCCAGGAGCAACACUGGUGGAUUGGGCUACACACGUAUGAAAAUGAUGGGCGAUUCAAGUGGUCUGACGGCUCCCUACUGAAUUUCAUUUCAUGGGCACCAGGCAAACCCCGGCCAAUCAGCAAGGACAGGAAGUGUGUGUAUAUGACGGCCAGCAGAGAGGACUGGGGUGACCAGAAGUGUCUUACUGCUCUGCCAUACAUCUGCAAACGGAGUACCUCCACUGCCAUGAAGCCCACCCUCCCACCAUUGCCCACUCCUGUUCCUGGUGGCUGUGCUAGAGGCUGGAUCCCAUUCUUCAGCAAGUGUUUCAGCUUCAAUGGCCACGACAAGACAGAGAAGGUGACCUGGCAGGAUGCAAAACAGGCGUGUGAGAGCCAAGACGCUGUGCUGGCCACUAUCUCCAACUACCUCGAGCAAGCUUUUAUAACCUCCCAGCUUCCAAACAUAACCUUUGACCUUUGGAUUGGCCUCCAUGAUGCCAAGAAGGAGUUCCAGUGGGUGGAAUCUGAGCCGCUCAGAUACAUCAACUGGGCCCCUGGGGAGCCCUCUGGAUACGGCAGCUCCACAUCCAGUGAGAAACCGACUAACUGUGCUGUGGUUUGGCACGGCGCCCCUCCCCACUUCACCGGCUGCUGGGACGACAGGAACUGCCUGGAGGAGAUGCACGGGUUUAUCUGCCAGCGAAGCAUAGACCCAACCCUGAGCUCCUCCCGGACGACGUAUCCCCCUUCCCCCAACUCCACGCUCUCUUAUCUCAACAGCACCUACCGCAUCCUGCAGAAACCUCUGAAGUGGCAUGAGGCCCUGCUGCUGUGUGAGACCCACAACACCACCCUAGCCAGCGUGCUGGACCCCUACACACAGGCCUACCUCACUCAGGCAAUCAGCAGCUUGCGGGCCCCUCUCUGGAUUGGCCUGGCCAACGAUGAGGGAGGCCGGAGCUAUUCAUGGUUCACAGAGGAGAGUCUUUACUAUGUCAACUGGCAGGAUGGUGAGCCCCAGCAGGUCACAGGCUGCUCCUACAUGGAUGUGGAUGGGACCUGGCGAACAGCCAGCUGUGACACCAAAUUGCAAGGGGCUGUUUGCAAGAUCAGUACAGGGCCCCCUCGAACACACAAGUGGAGCUUCAAUGGGAGCUGCCCCAAAUCAAUUGAAGAUUCCUCCUGGAUUCCCUUCAGGGAUAAUUGCUACACCUUCCACAUGGAGGUCACUCUGGGCCAUAAGGAUGCCAUGAAGAGAUGCCAGAAAGCUGGUGGCAUGGUGCUGUCCAUCCACGAUGAGACGGAGAACGUUUUUGUUUGGGAGCAUCUCCAGGCCUAUGAAAGCCAGUCCAAAGGUGCCUGGUUGGGGAUGACCUUUAACCCCAAAGGGGGUACCUUGGUUUGGCAUGACAACACGGUCGUCAACUACUCGAACUGGGGCCACCACGACACAGGACCAAACAUGCUGAGCCAAAACAGCUGCUACUGGAUCCAGAGCAGUAAUGGGGUGUGGCGUCUCGGCUCCUGCACAAACGUCACCAUGGGGGUCAUUUGUAAAAUCCCCCGAGUUGAGGAAAGCAACUCCCCCCGAUCAGCUCUCUCAGAGAAUACAACUGCCAUUGCCGUGGUCAUCCUCUCGACGCUUGCACUGUGCGUGUUGAUAGCCAUCACAAUCUACUUAUACAAGCGCCGGCGGAGCUCAGAGCGGGGGGCCUUCGAGAGUGCCCGCUACAGCCGCACUACCUCCAACCCCAGCGAAUCCGCUGAGAAGAACAUCCUGGUGUCGGACAUGGAGAUGAAUGAACAGCAAGACUAAUGGGGGAGGGGGGGGAGGGGCUGAAAGCACUAUACAUACCACCCCCAAACAAAAUCAGAUAUGCAGGGUCAGCAAAGGGCAACAGCAGAAGCACUGCUGCAGGGCCUGGGAAGAGGGACUGGAGGCUGGGGGUGGAAUGAGGGCCUUUUUUCACAGGAAAUCCAAUGCAGCUUCCUAUUCCCAGGAAGACACCACAUACUCCCAUCUGCCUUUCAGGCAGGAGGGAUUUUCCGCAUCCACAAGGAGGUCACCUGCAUAAGUGAGGAGGUGAUGAGGCCUUUGAGUAAGAGCAGAGCCUUCCCCCAGGCUUUUUGGUGACCUUUUCAGGAACCCAAAUGUGUUUCCCUUGGGUGCAAACAAGCCUGGCCAUUUAGGGCCUGGAGACAGCCCCCUGGACUGGUUCCCCUAAAGGAGAAAAUGGGCUGGUUGCCAAAAAGAAGUCUCCCCAGAGUGAAAUGUCUCUAAACCCAACCCCUCUCCAUUACACACGUGUCUAGGUGCAAGGCCUCUGUGCAAAUAUCUGUGCCUGGGGAAUCUCUUCCCCAUUGUCAGAGCCAUCACUGCACAAGGCCUUCCCCUACCCUGACCACACCAUCAGAGUUGGUAUCCUACCACCUCCUCCAGCAGUCAGUGAGAUCUUCCUGGUGAUCAGAAGGUAAAAUACCCCUAGCAGGGGCGCUCCUGUCCCCCAGGCAUAAAGGUGUGAGUGCUCCCUCCUCUUCUAGCAUAGGGGCCAAUUCCAGAGAGCCUGCUGUAAGGGGCUGGCUUCUCACCCAGCCCUUCCUUCAGACUCUGUUUCACUUCAUUGUACCAUUGCAUUUAUGCCAGAGCAUGCCAGGCAGACUCCGCUGCCCAACUUCAGCCCAGUGCACCUCUUCCCCAGAUCCAAGUAGUGGCCACCCUCUUUCAACAGCACACUUCUGACAGGAUAGAUGCUCAGAUGCAAGGGAGACACAAAAGGCUUCACAAAAGUUGCUCUCUGCGUUCCCUCUUCUGGUGCCCAACUAGCGAGAUGCUCGGUGGAGGGUUUCUCCCACCAGCGCCGUCUCUUCCGUACCUGCCCUUCUGCUGUUAAACUCUGCUGACUUUCAGAAUAAUCAUAUGCCUGGGGUUGGGGAACAAGAUGGAUCAUUACUUUGCUUGCUGUUUGCAAUUGGUCACCUCCCUUGGUCUGUGAUAAUGAGGAUAUGAGCGGGGAGGGGGGUAUGGUUUCAGAUUUGUUUAGUUUUGUUUUUUAAGGGAAUGGUUGCUUCUCGCUAUACUGUAUCAAACGCGUGCUGAAUAUAUACCUUCUUUCACACAGAUGGCUGGGGUGUUUGUGGUUGCCUGUUUCGUGUGUAAAGUAUAGCUGUGAAGGAGGAAGGCAAUGCCUGAGCCUUCUUCCUUGCUUUUGAGCUGUGCAAUAAGAAGCCUGGGUUUCCUGGGGCAGAAGCUGGGAAUGGAGCUCAGCCUUUCCACUCCACCAUCUGGCUUCAGCAACCAACCUCUGCUGGGGUCAGGAUCCUGGAUGACUGGAGACAGGGAGAGACAUUCAGCACUUCAGGGGUUUUCUCUGAUAGGAAUGGGACACAGAGGAGGCCUGCGAGACCACAGAAGCAGGACAGCAGACCCCCCACCUCUCCCUUGCAAGAGACACUUAUUUUUAGCCCUCUGCCUCCGAAGGCUUGAAUUUUUGUUCUAAAGACAAUGGAAAAUAGCUAAUUGUUGUUGUUCUAUUUUUUAUGGCACCUAUGUGAAUUUUUAAAUCUGUUGAGUUCACUUAAGCUGGAAAUUAAGUGUUUGAAAAAUUUGGUGGGGGAGGCGGGAGGGGGGUUGGUUUUGUUGAUUUCUGACUUUGUUUAAAAGCCACCACAACAUUCCAUAGCAAGGGGCACUUUGGAGACAAUAGUGCUGCCCUGGGUCCAUUUCUCUGCCUUGGCUCUGUCUGCAUUUAUUUCCUGAGGGUCUUUAUAGUUUGGAGCUGUUUGUCUUUACACAUAGACUCAGGGGGCCUGCGUGGCUCAGUAGACAAAUGCCUUCAGCCUUUCAGCUCUGAAGAUCUGGGUGAGAAAUCCUGAUGAGGAUGAAAAUGAAGUUGCUGAGCUCAUUCCAAUCCCCACUAGGCAUUUGUCUACAUCACACACACAGGUAGCAUUGGCAGCAUAGGCAGCAUUGGCUGCUGGGAUCUCCAGAUGCAGAGUAUAAGAAGGGUUGGUUGGGACAGAAGUGCGCUGGCACAGCUGUAUGGAGGUCAAUGGGGGCAAGAAAAGAGAAGAAAGUUGGCAUUGCAGGUCAAGACUAAAGUGUCUUAGCUAGGAGAUUCAGGAAUAGGUGUGAAAGACAGGAUUGGUAUAUGCUUGCAGAGCUGGUGGCUGUGUAAGAGGCCUCAAAUAAUAAGCGUGUAGCAGCUCAGGACAGGGGUUCAUCAAAAGAAUUGAGUGAGGGCCUAAGGCUGGACUAGCAGAGCAUUCAGGAUUGAGGUGCCUUGGUAAAGAUGUGGUAUAGGGGGAACGGGGCUGGCCUAGCAGGGAGACUGCAGGCUGGGAUUGUGUCUGUAAGGCAGUCAAACUGUGGGGGAGCCCAGGCUUGAAAGAGGAAAGACACGUAGCUUAGAAAUGAAGCGCAGUGACAGGGUGGUGUGGGGAAGGCUGCAUAGUUCUGUCUGGCUUAUGCAUGGCUUUUAGUCCCUCACUCACAGUGAUCCUCACACUCUUUAACACCCUUUUGUGGUUCUGAGCAAUCUCAUUCUUUUUUUCUUCUUUCAAAGUAAAAUAACAAACAAAACCGCAGUCUAGGGAAAUGCUGUAUGAGAAUCUUGUCCUCUGGUAACAGUGAUCUGGAUUACAGGAAAAAUGCAUGUACAGUUAAGCAAUAUUUCCUAUCACCAUUACAAUAAUGUGAAGAAAUGCUUAAAAGGACCCAGUGUGUGUGUGUGUGUGUGUAUGUAUGUAUGUAUGUGUGUGUGUGUAUAUAUGUGUAUAUAUACACACAUAUACAAACAUACAUAUAUAAAAGUUUUGCAAUUUUUUUACUCUCUCAUUUGUAAGAUCCUUCUAGAAGCUUGGAAAUAAAAUAUCCUUCCUUA